This is a messenger RNA of Lycium barbarum (goji berry), 1406 nucleotides long. RefSeq lists its product as uncharacterized. The coding region runs from base 345 to 1199 and encodes 284 amino acids. Lineage: Eukaryota; Viridiplantae; Streptophyta; Magnoliopsida; Solanales; Solanaceae. The record is from RefSeq and is a predicted model, not a curated record. The transcript has a single exon.
UUACUCCUAAGUGAAACAAGCCAUUGUCUAGGCAACAUCACUUUGUUGUACCAAUAAUAGAAUCUUGAAAAUGCUCUCACCCCUUAGCAUAGUAGUAUAUAAAAGCAAAAGCUGACUCUUCAUUCCUACAAAAAAAAUAAAAAAAAUCAUUCCCUUCGCCCCUUCUUCUUUUAGCCCUCUCUUUUUGACUCCAAAAUCUUACACAAACAACACCUCAAACAAUACAAUCAUUAUCUACACCUUUAUUUGGCCAUCUUUUUUGCUUAUAAAUUAAAUCCGCCUCUUUCUGCAACUGUUGAACCAACACCAGAACAAAUCAAGAAAUCUUUUAAAAAUAGCCAUUCAUGGCAGUGGAUGUGUGUUUUGAGAUUGCAAGUUUAAAUGUUAGCCCAAGAAUCUCUUUCUCUCAUGAUGAUGGAAUCCCAAUUGAAUGCCAACAACAUUAUAGAUCAGAUGCAUUCCUUCUUGAAUCAACCAUAGAUUUUGAUUUCUGUGUUACAGAUAUAGCACUAAUCUCCUCUGCUGAUGAACUUUUCUCAAAUGGCAAGAUCCUACCUGUUGAAGUCAAGAAAUCAACACCCUUUAAAGAAAUCAACCAAUCUGAUCCAAAAUCUUUGCAAAAACAGCCAAAAAAAUCUUUGCAAAAACAGCCUGAAAAAUCAGUUCUUGAAAAUGGUAUUGACACAAAAAAGAAGAGUUUAAAAGAACUCUUGUCAACUGAUCUUGAUGAUGAUGAAAAAGAAACAGAUAAGCUUCCACAAGCAAAACCAUUUUGGCAAUUCAGAAGAAGCAGUAGUUUGAAUUACCAAAAUAGCCAAAACAAUGGAUUUUUGCAAUUUCUAUCAAGAAGUAACUCAACUGGUUCUGCUCCAACUCAAAAAAAUCCAAAAAUGUAUCAAAAACAGAAUUCACAAAAAGAACAAAUAAAAGUAUUUAGAAAGAGCUCAUCUUUAUCUUCAUCAUCUACAUCAUCAUCAUCAUCUUCUUGUUCAUCUUUGAAUCACAGCCAUCCAUUGCAUUCAUCAUCAAAGAAGGGUCAAUCACAUCCAUUGAAGAAGAGUUAUAGUAGAUCUUAUAGCAACGGAGUUCAUGUUAGUCCUGUUUUGAACAUUCCACAUGCUUACAUUUCUAAAGGUACUGUUUGUUUGUUUGGUUUAGGUUCAUUGUUCUGUAAUGGCAAGUCCAAAAAGAAGAAAUAAUUUCUCUGCACAACUUUUUUUUUUUUUUUUGUUCAUAAAUCAAAAGUUGAUAUAGUUCAUAGAACAUAAUUCUUGUUUUAUUUCUCAGAUUACAAUGUACUAUAGAAUAUUUACAGUGGCACUCUAAUUUAAUUUUUGCUAACAGGUUAGCUACUAUAUUUUCAAGAGUUACUGAUUCUACUUUACUCAUUAUGAAUAGUUACCCUU